AUGAUAGUGGCCUUCGGGUCUUUGUCAGCGCUGGGUCCUCGGCGGGCGGAUGCUCGCAUGCUCGCAGCUACGUUCCAGAGGCAGGAGACACUGGCUGACUGUCUGGCUGCUCUGGGUGGAAGCCCGUCACUGAAGCUGCCGUUCAUCCUUCAUGCCUUCUGUGAAGUUAAUGCCUUUGGGGAACACCUGUUGCAGAACCUGGGCGAAGGGCUUGGCCAGUUUGAUGUGGCUCGGUACGAGAACUGCUUCUACCUGCUACAAGUCCUGGAGCGGCUUCUUCUGGACGAAAGCGGGGAGCGGAGCAGGCUGGCCUGGGAGCAGAGCCCCUCGCUGAGCUCCGUGCUCAGCCGCCUCGAGCUCAACGUGCUGCGGCUAUGGGCGGACUUCCCGCUGCUGGCUAUCUACAUGUGGAGGCUGGAGGCCUGCCUCAAAGGCACCGGGCCCUGAGCAGGCGCCGUCCUCCUGCUCCUCUGUCGUAGAGUGUUUGUCCUGGGAUGGGGCAGGUGGAAUGGCCCCACCCAGCCAGCGGGCCAAACCCACGUGACCAAAGCGAAUCCUCCAUCCAGGUCAUGAAACCUUAGAACACAAGGGCCUGACAUUGGUGCUACAACUUUUAAAUUAACACAUUUAAAGAGAGAGACGUCUUUUUUACAAACCCUGCGGCAAAAGCCACCUUUCUGUCGGUGUGAUUGGCAGGAUUUGAAAAAGCACAUUAAAGGGAAACUGAAAAGUGAAAGAUUUA
Paramormyrops kingsleyae is the source of this 742-nucleotide messenger RNA. The record is from RefSeq and is a predicted model, not a curated record. Lineage: Eukaryota; Metazoa; Chordata; Actinopteri; Osteoglossiformes; Mormyridae.